Messenger RNA from Tauraco erythrolophus (red-crested turaco), 985 nucleotides. NCBI's taxonomy places the organism in Eukaryota, Metazoa, Chordata, Aves, Musophagiformes, Musophagidae. The record is from RefSeq and is a predicted model, not a curated record.
GAAAGUGAGAGACGCAACUGGAGUUGAUAUUAAUAUGUGUGUAGGAGUGCACUCUGGGAAUGUGCUUUGUGGUGUUAUUGGGCUACAGAAGUGGCAGUACGAUGUGUGGUCACACGACGUUACUCUGGCAAAUCACAUGGAAGCUGGAGGAGUCCCAGGCCGUGUUCACAUCACCUCAGUCACCUUGGCACAUUUGAAUGGAGCUUACAAAGUGGAAGAUGGGGAUGGAGAUGUGAGGGACCCAUAUCUGAAAGAGCAUAAUGUUAAGACUUACUUUGUAAUCAAUCCUAAGGGAGAGAAACGAAGCCCUCAGCACCACAUUAGACCUCGACAUACUCUUGAUGGAGCCAAAAUGAGAGCUUCUGUCCGCAUGACCCGGUACCUGGAAUCCUGGGGAGCAGCCAAGCCAUUUGCACACUUGCACCACAGGGACAGCAUGACCACUGAAAACGGCAAGAUUAGCACAACAGAUGUUCCCAUGGGACAAUAUCAUUUUCAGCGUUGCAGAGAGAGAACAAAGUCACAGAAAAGAAGGUUUGAGGAGGAACUGAAUGAGAGGAUGAUCCAGGCCAUUGAUGGAAUCAAUGCUCAAAAGCAAUGGCUUAAAUCUGAAGACAUUCAAAGAAUAUCACUUCUUUUCUAUAAUAAGACUCUGGAAAAAGAAUAUCGAGCAACUACUCUGCCUGCAUUUAAGUAUUAUGUGACUUGUGCCUGUCUCAUAUUCUUCUGCAUUUUUGUUGUACAGAUUCUGGUGUUGCCAAAAACAUCUAUUCUUGGAAUUUCAUUUGGGGCUGCAUUUCUCUUGCUUUCCUUCAUUUUGUUUAUCUGCUUUGCCGGACAGCUUUUGCGAUGUAGCAAGAAAGCAUCGGCUUCAUUGUUGUGGAUCCUGAAAUCGUCUGGAAUAAUUGCAAACCGUCCUUGGCCACGGAUCACUCUUACAUUGACGACCACUGUUAUAAUAUUAACUAUGGCUGUAUUCAACAUG